UUUCUCUCUUUCGCUUUCGCUUUCACCUUUACCUUCUUCCACCACUUUACUUCGACCUUUGGGCAGGCCCUCCCCCGUUCUUUGUUGCUUCAUCUCUUCUAGGGUUUCACUUGUGCUGUACCGCCAAAUCACUCUGCCAAUCCAUCCAUUAUUCGACCUUUCAACAUGUUCUCGCUCUCCAAGCUGCUCUGCGUCUCCUUCCUUUUCACCCUUGCCGCUUUCGUGAAUGGUCUCCCUGCCCCUGAUAACAUCGCCAACGAUCUCGCCCGCCGCGCGUCCGCCACCGCUGCAGCAGCUUCGCCCAGUGCCACCUCCGUCACCACCACCAAGGUCGUGCAGACUAACAACGGCCCGAUGACUGAGACCUGCGUCCUCACGUUCACCCCCGAGGGCGGCCAGUUCCAGGAAGUGUCCAACUGCUCCAUGUCCCCUGCUGCCUCUGGCUCGUCCAACUCGACGGGCAGCAGCACGACGAGCGCAGUAGGCAACGUGGGUGCCGCGCCGUCGGCCACCUCCACUGUGACCCCCAACGCCGUUGUCGCUGCCGCGUUCGCGAUCCCCGGCCGCCAGCUGCUCGUCCUCCCCGUCGGACUCGGUGUCUUCGGCGGCAUCUCCGCCAUCACGUUCAUCGUCGUCGUGCUCGUCACGUUCGAGCGUGUCCGUUACCGCAGGGCGUUCCGCCAGCGCAAGAUGGCUGAAACAGGCGCCCCGAUGGGCUACAGCGGCUACGGCGGGAACUCCAAGGCCUAAGUGCCCGUCCGGCGCUCUCUGGCGUCGCUUCAUCCCUGAUCCUCCCUGGUCCUCCUUUGGUUCCCUCGGUCCGUUAAGCCGAGCAUUGUGUUGGGAGCACCGCGCCAGACGCGGUAUGGUCCCGGCGGGGGCGGUUUUCGGCCAGUAUCACGAUAAGAACAGCGAAUGACACAGCUUGCGAACUGAGCCCUGGUGGUGGAAAGUGAAGUGGAGACUGGUUCUCUUGUUGGUGUAUUGUUUGUAACGGUGCAUUGGUGUUUGAGCUUGAGCUUGGGCAUUGACAGAAUAAUGGACGUGUGGACUGGUUCGCACUAUACUUGUUGUUUUAGGUGUAAGCCCGAGUGAACCCGAAAACAAAGGGUGGUGUCAUUAUGGCUGAGUAGUUGACAGUGCAUUUCAAGUGGC
Molecule: messenger RNA, 1155 nt
Organism: Coniophora puteana RWD-64-598 SS2
Lineage: Eukaryota; Fungi; Basidiomycota; Agaricomycetes; Boletales; Coniophoraceae
Exons: 4
Coding region: 166-750 (194 amino acids)
Source: RefSeq, a predicted model, not a curated record